This is a messenger RNA of Perkinsus marinus ATCC 50983, 1025 nucleotides long. RefSeq lists its product as hypothetical. The record is from RefSeq and is a predicted model, not a curated record. The coding region runs from base 37 to 909 and encodes 290 amino acids. The transcript has a single exon. Lineage: Eukaryota; Perkinsozoa; Perkinsida; Perkinsidae.
AGGUUUUCUUUGCUUUGACUUGUGUCUACAGUGAGUAUGCCUAACUACAUGCCGGAAUCUAUCAAUAGUACCGUUGAGAGCGCUACAGUUAAGACUCAGAAGAUGGUCGAUGAUUUCAAGAAGACGGAAACUGGGAAAAAGGUCAGUCGCUCAACCAGUGCCGCUUUGGGGAGUGUCUACUCCUUCGUUGACUCCCUCCUGGGUAAAGGUGAGGAGCUAGUUGAUCGUUACCUCCCUGAGCCUCAGCCAUCUACUUCCGAGCAAGCAGCACCAUCGUCUUCAAGUCCAGUGAGCCCUUUCAACCGUGCUCUGUCCCUCGGUUCAACCGUGUGUUCUCGCCUGCGUGCUCGCGCUACUACCAAGGCGUAUGAUUUCGGUAGCAAUAUUCGUAUGUCUUUCAAGAAGGUCUAUGCUAAUGUGAUGGACUAUUUCGACGCCUACUUGAAGUCUUUCCAGACUACAAUUUCGUAUGUAAAGGAUACAUUUCCGGCGCUGCAAAUUGCCGAAGAUGAUUUUCUUGCGAUUCGCAACAAGGCUAAUGAGUGGUGGGUAGCUUUUGUUGAGCGCAUCCAGAAGGUUUUUUCUGACAAUAAAGAGGCGGCUCAGACCUCUGUGAAGAGAGGUCAAGAUACGGUCCAGCAGUACACCACUCAGGCUAAGGAGACUGCUGCUAAAUACUCUGCCCAUGCUAAAGAUGUCGCCAAUAAAUACUCUGCAGAUGUGAAGGACAGAGCUACCAAGGCUAAGGAGACUGCUGGUGUUUAUGCUGCUGAUGCUAAGGAGACCGCUAACAGGUAUGCUGCUGGUGCAAGAGAGGCUGCUGGCAAGUACGCUGCUGAUGCUAAGGAGACUGCUGACAAGUAUUAUCAUACCGCUGCCGACAAAAUGAGUGCUUCUACUAGUAAGUAAAUAUCGAAGGAUCUCGUCGUGGAGCAAAUACCAUAUUGGUGGGUUUUGCGGUACCCACCCGAUUUGUUGCGACCAUUUGUGUUGCACGGCAAACGAGUCUCAUGAGUAGAUUCGUA